Punica granatum (pomegranate) is the source of this 1989-nucleotide messenger RNA. Lineage: Eukaryota; Viridiplantae; Streptophyta; Magnoliopsida; Myrtales; Lythraceae. The record is from RefSeq and is a predicted model, not a curated record.
AUAAACACACCCUUAGAGUCGCUUGAAUUUCCAAAUAAUAGAAGAAGUAGACGAUGGGGAAAAGAAAGAAAAAGUAUGCCCUGGAUUCAACCAGGAUAAUUCUAGAUAUAAACCCAAUCCGAUGUCCAGUAGCAGCAACAUGGUGAUCAUACUUAACCAAGGCAAACACGGCCAUGGAACAAAACCUUCUUUCCAUUCUCCUUUGCAUUCUCCUUCUGUUCCUUGUCGCCAAGCUAUUGCUUCGAUCAAGAUCAUCAAAGAAGUUUCCUCCUAGCCCUCCUUCUCUUCCUUUCAUAGGCCAUCUCCACCACUUGAAGAAGCCCCUCCAUAGAACUUUCCUCAAUCUCUCUCAAAGAUAUGGACCAAUCAUGUCCUUGCGGCUCGGGUCGCGCCCAGUUGUCAUCGUCUCAUCCUUGUCGGCCGCCGAGGAGUGCUUCACCAAAAACGAUACCGUACUUGCAAACCGUGCAAAGCUCCUGACAGGCAAACACCUUGCCUACAACUGCACGACCAUCCCCACCUCUUCCUACGGUGACCACUGGAGGAACCUGAGACGCAUCGGGGCGAUCGAGAUCUUCUCAUCGCAUCGCCUCAACAUCUUCUCGGAGCUAAGGAAGGAUGAGAUCAAUAGGCUCCUAUGGAAAUUGUCACGUAACGCUGCUGGUGAUUUUUCCACAGUGGAGGUGCGGUCUCUAUUCGUGGAUUUAACAUUCAAUGUCAUGAUGAGGAUGAUAGCCGGGAAGAGGUACUACGGGGAGGAUGCACCUGACGUCGAAGAAGCAAGGCAGUUCCGGGAAAUGAUAAGAGAGCUUACUAAGUAUGCAUCGACAUCGUAUCCAGGUGAUUUCUUGCCUAUAUUGAGAUGGAUCGAUUACCAGGGGUACCAGAAAAGGUUGGUAAGGCUUGGAGAGAAGGCUGAUAAGUUCUUGCAAGGCUUGGUCGAUGAAAGUCGAACAAGGAAAUCUUCCUUCGGAAAUACAAACUCCAUGAUUGAUCAUUUGCUCUCCUUGCAAGAGUCAGAACCGGAGUGCUAUAGUGAUCAAAUGAUCAAAGGACUUAUACAGACUCUUUUACUUGCCGGAACUGAUACAUCAUCAGUUACUCUAGAGUGGGUGUUGGCGAAUGUGAUCAAGUUCCCGGGUGUGUUGAAAAAGGCUAGGGCAGAGAUCGACUCGCAAGUCGGCCAGGAUCGCCUGAUCGAUGAGACAGAUCUCCCUGAACUUCACUACCUCCAGUGUAUCAUCUAUGAGACGUUGCGGUUGUACACUCCAGUUCCUCUCCUGCUUCCGCACCUCUCGUCAGAGGAUUGUACGUUAGGAGGGUACCACGUGCCCGCUCACACCAUAGUAAUGGUCAAUGCAUGGGCUAUACACCGAGAUCCCAAACAGUGGCAAGAGCCCACGAGCUUCGUGCCCGAGAGGUUCGAAGGCAUAGGAAAUGAUGACAGGCAUAAGCUGAUAUUGCCGUUUGGGAUGGGAAGGAGAGCUUGCCCUGGCGCUCCGUUGGCCCAUCGUCUGAUAGGUCUGACUAUGGGAGUGUUGAUUCAGUGCUUUGACUGGGACACCGAAGAAGAACUCGACAUGAUGGAGAAUGGCGGUCUCACCAUGCCGAAAGCGGAGCCACUUAGAGCAAUGUGCAAAGCACGUCACGUGAUGAGAAAAAUCGUCAAUGAAUCUUCCACUACUUCCUAGUACUUGAUCAUCCUAUCUCGAUCUUGUAAAAUAAACGUAUCACUCCUAUAGUUAUGAUCAUCAAAAAAGAUAAAUUUGGAAAGAGAGAGAGAGAGCGAGAGCGAGAGCGAGAGCGAGAGAGAGAGAGAGUUGAUGUGGUGGUUAAAAGAGGUGGGGACAAGUUUGUUUCUCAAAUGAACUUAGAUAAAUCUUGUUGAAUAGUACGUCUGCUUAUUCGUGCUCACAAUUUUCAUUUAACUACGUACCUUGUACAUAUAAUUUGGUCCUUGAUGGCCGAACCUAUGAAGCAUUCUCAUCC